CUGGGCAAAAUCGAAGAGCGUGCAGCAAAAACGCCUUACGUGUGCUCCGGAGAGCGCUAUCGACGCCAGGUAGUCGCAUCCGUGCCCCGGAGACACACCUGCGCCGCGUCGCACCCGUUUGCGCCUCAGCAGACACAAACUAGGCUGUGCCUGUGUUUGGGCGCCGCGCCGUCUCGCGGCGCACUGAGCACGAUUGGCGCCGCGGAGAGCGAAACGCUCCUCGCUGGUAAGCAGCCCAAACCGACCGACGGCAAGGUCGCCGGUUGGUUACGCGUUGUGGUGCUGGCGAGCGUCGUCUCGACGGCGUUCUUGCUAGGGUUCCUCGCCACAGUUGCCACAAAAAAGACGAUGGGCGACCACGGCUGCGUCGGCCAUGGCGGCUACAGCUGGUGCGAGGCGCUCAACGAAUGUGUGAGACCGUGGGAGACUGAUUGUCCGGACACGCUCGAGAUCGACGCCCCCACGCCGACGCACAAUGUCACGAGUGUCCCCACAACGGUACCAAUCCCCGAAACGCAUCAUGACAAGGACGAGGAACCGCCCGUCGGGACGUACGACGGCGCGAUCGUGAUCGCGUUACUCUGCACGAUCAUAGCCGUCGGGCUCUCAUUACAUCUCAUCAGAGGACACUUAAGAAAUUAUGUGAAGCCCCAGCGCCAGCGGUAUGUGAUUAGGAUCGUCUGGAUGGUUCCGAUAUAUGCGAUCAACUCUUUUUUAUCGCUGUGUUUCAUACAAUACGCGCCCAUCUUCGACGUGCCUCGCGAUGUCUACGAGUCGUACGUCCUCUACAACUUCGUGGCGUUGCUUAUUGAUUACAUGGGCGGCGAAAACGAGGCCAAGGCGUUCUUCGCGGCGCAGCCUCCACAAAAGCACUGGUGGCCUUUUCAUUGGUUGGGUGAUCAUGACAUGUCCGUGUUCCUGGAGACGACGCGGUUGUGUGUCCUGCAGUAUUCCAUCGUGCGACCGGUCACGGCGUUCACGACACUGUUCCUCUAUUUCAGUGGAGACUGGGACGACACGGACUGGCAUGCCACCGCGGCGAAUCUCUGGAUCAUGCUCGUAAACAACGCUUCCGUUACGUUGGCGCUGUACUACCUGGUCUACUUUUAUCACGCGACGUUGCCUUGUGAGCCCUUGCAACGGGCCAAACCUCUCUUAAAGUUUAUAGCGGUCAAGCUCAUCGUCUUCUUCUGCUUCUGGCAGUCCAUGGUCAUCUCGUUACUUGUAUCCUUUGGGGUCGUCACGCGGCGCUUCGCCCAUCAAUCGCCCGACCGGACCACGACCGGUCUCAAUGAUUUCGUCAUAUGCGUCGAGAUGGCCUUCUUCGCGUUAUUGCAUGAAUGCGUGUUUAGUUGGAGAGAACACACGAGGCGCGACGACGGCAUCGGGACGACGCCACUACAGAGAGCUCUAACCUACGACCAGGCUUUUAGGGAUAUGUUCUUCGUGGGAGACGUCACGGCCGAUCUAGGCAGAAUCAUCUGCGAGGCGCCCACGGUCUGCUGGAGAGGCGGCAAGCGCGUCCGCCAAGCGCAGCGCGAGCGGGAGGCGCGCCGGCAGCAGCAGAUGCGGCACAAGAUGGAGCUCCCUCCCCACGAAGAGGAGAAGCAAGCGGCGACGCCGCAGCUAUCGCGGGAGCCCUCGCUGCCGGUAGAUGACCUCGCGGACGUGCCGCUCGACCGGCCCGACGACCCGAAUUGGGGCUGGAGCGAGGGAGAGAAGGGGACCUUUGUGUAAGA
Molecule: messenger RNA, 1739 nt
Organism: Pelagomonas calceolata
Lineage: Eukaryota; Pelagophyceae; Pelagomonadales; Pelagomonadaceae
Source: the annotation of a GenBank genome assembly